CCCGUCUCGUCUGCUCUCUUCCGGUUCCGGCGCCUCCCCUCCCACCCCUUCGGGUUGCAGCCAUGGCCGCCGCGUCGCCCCUGUCCCCCGAGGAGCUGCUGCUGCCCAAGGGCGGCUCUGGCAAGGCCGAGGAGCUGGAGGAGGAGCUGGAGGACGAGGACGAGCUGGAGGAGACCCUGAGCGAGCGGCUGUGGGGCUUAACCGAGAUGUUCCCGGAAGGCGUGCGCGCCGCGGCGGGAGCUACCUUCGAUUUGUCUCUCUCUGUGGCGCAGAGAAUGUACCGAUUCUCCAGGGCAGCUCUGUGGAUUGGGACUACCUCUUUUAUGAUCCUGGUUCUUCCAGUUGUAUUUGAAACUGAGAAACUGCAGAUGGAGCAGCAGCAGCAGCUGCAGCAGCGACAGAUUCUCUUAGGACCCACUACAGGGCUGUCUGGCAGUAUGCCAGGGGCCUUGCCGCCACUUUCUGGAAAGAUCUAACUUAGGAAAGUUGCUUCAGAUCCAUAUCACAGGGGGAGACUUCAAAAUUGAUUCAUUUGAACUGUUGAUUUUUCAGGCUGGGUAUUUUUUUUUAAACUUGGGACAUUGACCUAUCCAUAAAGAGGCAAAAUUCGUUCUCCUGGACCUUUUUUUGAUGGGCUUCUCCAGAUAUCACAAGUUUUUCCUUUUAUCCAAUCAGUCCAUACAGUGAGCAGUUACAAAGACUUUAACUUGAGGAGCUUCUGCUAUGGGCCUCUUACUCCAGGGAAACCACCUCAGAGCACAAGUUAGGCUCUGGCCAGUUUGUUCAGUAAAUUCUGCAAACAAAAGAAAAUCCUUUGUUUUUCCUGCCUAAAUCAAGGCCCGAAGAGACCAGUGAUAGGAAGGAGUGAAUUUGCCAACAGACAGAGCAGACCAUAAAAGGUAGAAAAUUUCAUCUGAGCCCUGUGGGGAAAACUUAUUUUCAGAUAUUUCCAUGCUAUUUCUUUUGGAGGAGGAGCACGUUUUGUUAAAGACAAUUACGUCUGUGCCGAUUUGGUUUGCAUCAUAAAAUUACUACACUUUGGAAAUCGGCUGCAUACUUUUUUUUUGUAUCAAGUAUUAAAUAAAUUCAACCCAAA
Pelodiscus sinensis (Chinese soft-shelled turtle) is the source of this 1096-nucleotide messenger RNA. It is a transcript of the gene TOMM22, whose product is annotated as translocase of outer mitochondrial membrane 22. Gene Ontology annotation, biological process: intracellular protein transport. NCBI's taxonomy places the organism in Eukaryota, Metazoa, Chordata, Testudines, Trionychidae. Gene Ontology annotation, cellular component: mitochondrial outer membrane. The record is from RefSeq and is a predicted model, not a curated record.